Rhopalosiphum padi (bird cherry-oat aphid) is the source of this 1584-nucleotide messenger RNA. Its product is annotated as ATPase ASNA1 homolog. The coding region runs from base 227 to 1246 and encodes 339 amino acids. Lineage: Eukaryota; Metazoa; Arthropoda; Insecta; Hemiptera; Aphididae. Gene Ontology annotation, molecular function: ATP binding; ATP hydrolysis activity. Gene Ontology annotation, cellular component: GET complex. Gene Ontology annotation, biological process: post-translational protein targeting to endoplasmic reticulum membrane. The transcript has 7 exons. The record is from RefSeq and is a predicted model, not a curated record.
AAUGUUGCUGACUUAUUGAUUUUCCCCGUCACAGCUCUAAGGUGGUCUUUCUAGUCUACGUCCGCGGAGCAUCCACGCCCUGCAAUAUAAUUGUUCAACAAUUCAUUCAAUAGUUUUUUUAUUUGAAUUAGUCUUAACUUAUUUUCAAAUAAUAAACUAAACAGCUUUUUAUUCUUUGCUAAUUUCACUUAUUACCAUACUCUAAAACUUAUUGACAUUUCUCAAAAUGGAUACAAACGAUAUUCAUGAUGUACAUCAACUUACUCCUACUCUACAAAAUGUAGUCAACCAGGAUAGUUUGAAAUGGAUUUUUGUCGGCGGUAAAGGAGGUGUUGGUAAAACUACUUGCAGUUGUAGUUUGGCCAUACAAUUAACUAAAGUCCGUGUAUCAGUACUUUUAUUAUCAACUGAUCCAGCACACAAUAUAUCUGAUGCUUUUGGACAACGAUUUACAAAAUCCCCUACUAAAGUCGAAGGUUUCAACAAUUUAUUUGCCAUGGAAGUAGAUCCUGAUGUUGAAGAUGAAUUCGAAAAAUUUUUUGGAAUUAACGAUGCAUCUGAAUCAAUGAACUUGCGUAACAGUUCUAUGAAAUCUAUUCUAACAGCUAUUCCAGGUAUUGAUGAGGCAAUGAGUCACACUCAAAUAAUGAAGUUAGUGGAUAGUAUGGAAUUUUCAGUUGUUGUAUUUGACACAGCUCCUACUGGACAUACUUUGAGACUACUGACAUUCCCUUUGAUGAUGGAAAAAGCUAUAAGUAAAAUUUUGAAACUUAAAAAUAAAUUAGGCCCUUACAUAAAUCAAAUUUUUGGGCUUUUUGGAGGUGAUAUUAAUGUUGAUGAUAUUGCAAGAAAACUUGAAGAAAUAUUGGACACAAUUAAAUCUGUUAAUGAACAAUUAAAAAAUCCUGAUAAAACCACAUUCGUUUGUGUAUGCAUUGCUGAAUUUUUGUCAUUGUAUGAAACAGAAAGGCUUAUUCAAGAAUUAACCAAAAAUGAAAUUGAUACUCAUAAUGUUAUUGUUAAUCAAUUAUACAUUACCAAUGGCCCUUCGGACCAUAAUUGUAAAAAAUGUUCUUCUAGACAGGCAUUACAGCGCACUUAUCUACAACAGAUAAAUGAUUUGUAUCUUGAUUUCCAUGUCACUAAGCUUCCAUUGUUAGAAAAUGAAGUACGCGGUGUUUCUGAUCUAUCAGAGUUUUCUAAGUUCUUAAUAAACCAAAAUUAUAUGUUAAAUAACAUCAAAUAGACCAAUGAAGCGAAUGUGCCAAGGCCAAAAAGUAAUCAUUGUUAAUUGUAAUAAAUCAAGGACAUGAGGUACGAGAAAUAUAAUUAUAUUCUUAAUUUUAUUUUAUUGUCGUACUUUGCUUUGUAAGCAAUGAUCAUAGUAUCUUUUAAAAAUAAGUUAAUGUUGUAAGUGUGUGUUGAAUUAAUUAACUAAAUAAUAGCGUUCAUGCAUAUUUACUUUAGAGAAUAAGUAUCUUCCUGGAAAAGCACAUACAAUAGUUUGUACAUUAUUUCAGUUCAGUUCUCAUAAUAAAUUAUUAAUCAAUUAAAUAUAAAAUGUAAAAUGUUUUGACAUUUCAU